Rhipicephalus microplus (southern cattle tick) is the source of this 804-nucleotide messenger RNA. RefSeq names its product iris-like. The record is from RefSeq and is a predicted model, not a curated record. Gene Ontology annotation, molecular function: serine-type endopeptidase inhibitor activity. Lineage: Eukaryota; Metazoa; Arthropoda; Arachnida; Ixodida; Ixodidae.
AUGUGCUACUUCAUGGACCGACGCGACUUCCGCAACAGCAGUGACCAGAACCGGCUCACUAUGGACGCACUGGCCAGGGCCAUCAGCUCGUUCUCGGUACCCAGGGAACAGGUGUUCCCGCCUGGCUCUGUGGGUCCCGACACACUCGUGGUACUGUUGACGUCACUUCGACUGGAGGGACGGUGGAAAAGGCGAUUCACGGUCUCCAAGGGCAUCUUCCAUCGGAUGCCGGGAGAAAUGACCAGCGAUACCAAGGUACCCACGAUGCGUUGCACGGCUCCUUUCCGCACGGUCGAAUGCGCAGAGCUGGAGGCGACGCUGGUUGAAGUGCCAUACGAAAAUCCGCACAACUGCCUGCUCAUCCUCCUGCCCACCGGUCCGGGCGGUCUCGCCAGCGUCGAGGAGAAGGUCAGCGCUCCACUACUGCUGCGCUCCAUUGACCAACUGCGGGACGCUGGUGAAGUCGAGCUGUCGUUGCCCAAAUUUACCAUCAGGCAGGUGACCGACCUCACUCAGGUCCUGCCUUCGUUGGGCGUUCGCGAGGCGUUCGCGGGAGAGGCGCUGCUUGACCGCAUGACGCCGGCCACCGACAAGGGCGUUCAUGUGUCCAGCAUCCGUCACGUGGCCACCAUCCACGUCAGCCAGGCCGGCGGUGCUCGACCGGCAGUCCCGAUGACCGGUCAGUCGCCGCCGGCGCUCGUCGUCACCAAGAAGGUGGCCGUAGAUCGGCCCUUCAUGUUCGUCGUGCUCAACAAGAAGCCUGACCUGGUGCUCUUUCUCGGCUCGGUCACCACCGUCACGUGA